AUGUCAUACAACCUCUCUCUGAAGCCUACACGAUCAGAUUUGUCCACACAGUCUGCGGGCCCUUUGCGCCAUGAUUCCACUGCCUCAACGAACUCGUCCGCUUAUUCGAUAUACUCGAACUCGUUUACCCCAAGCCGAACGAGUACGCUCACGUCCCAUAUAUCUAGCACAUAUCGACCUGGAACACCAGAGCAUAAGGUAGAUCGCGGCUCACGCGUUCUCAAUGGCCGCAGGGAGUUUGAUGGCAAGUCUAGCCCCGGAGAAGCCUACGAAAAUAUUCGUAGGUCUUUGCGGCCUCUCAAGCAGGCGCCCAAUGGCACUCCCCCGAAAAUCAAAGGCUCGUGCCAUACUCGAAGUCAAACGGUGAUCGACCUUAUUCCCCAGCACGAUAUCGUCCGUAAGGAACCUGGGUACGAUGCGUAUCGAAGCGAGGAAAAUAAGCCCCCUCAGGACGAGAACCAUAGACGGGUUUCAUACCACGCGCGCACACGUUCAACUCCGAACCAUUCAUCCUUUACCGCUGCACUUACAGCCCCUGAACUCCAAUCGCUGGGUAGAUCCUCCACAAGGCAUCUUCGAACACUGUCCAAAUUUGCCCAGUCCGAAGACGAUGAAUUCUCAAUCACAAGUCCCGUUCCCUCUGUUGUUGGACUGCAAGGCCGGCGCCAAUUAAAAAGAACUGAUUCAGUCUGUGGAUCCAGGACAGCAGCUGUUGCAAAAACAUCAGGUGCCGCUCUAUGGUCGCAAAGAGAUUGGAUGGACAAACAGCGACAAUUUCUGCAGGCAUACGAGUACCUCUGUCAUAUCGGUGAAGCCAAGGAGUGGAUUGAGGACGUUAUCGAAAAGCCAAUUGCCCCAAUCGUUCAAUUGGAAGAAGCGCUCCGCGAUGGAGUUACACUAGCAGAAGUGGUCCAGGCCUUAUAUCCUCACCGCAUAUUCCGGAUUUUCCGACAUCCUAAGUUACAGUUCCGCCAUUCCGAUAACAUUGCCCUUUUCUUUCAGUUCUUAGAUGAGGUUGAGCUCCCUGAGGUGUUCCGCUUUGAGUUGAUCGACUUGUACGAGAAAAAGAACAUUCCCAAAGUUAUCCAUUGCAUCCACGCUCUGUCUUGGCUUCUAUUUAAGCAGGGCGUUAUCGAUUUUAGAAUCGGAAACUUAGUCGGCCAGCUUGAGUUCGAACACCAUGAACUUGAACAAACCCAACGGGGCCUCGAUAAAGCCGGUGUUCCUAUGCCCAGUUUCUCCGGAAUGGGUGCAAGCUUUGGUGCUGAGCCUGAACCUGAACCCGAGCCAGAACCCGUCGAAACCGAAAAAGAAAGGAUCGACCGUGAGCUACGCGAGAACGAAGGAUCGAUAUCCGAUUUCCAGGCGCAAAUGAAGGGUGCUCUGCUAAGGCUGAAACUUGGAAAUCUGAUGCAACAUCUCUGGGACAACGAGGAAAUGCUCAUCGACCUCCAGUCAAGAAUCCGUGGGGAUUGGACAAGGCAAAUCAUGGACUAUAGGCUAAGCAUGCGGCAAUUUGCUGUAGACCUGCAAGCUAUUACACGUGGUUUCUUGAUUCGAAGGACCUGGCAGGACCGCCAGAUUGGUUGUGCAACCGCUGAGCCCGAGAUAUUGAAACUGCAAAGUUUGAUUCGUGCAAAACGUGCCAGAUCCGAGGUUCAGAUCCUCAGGGUGAGAGCAAAAAAAGAAGAACCGGGUAUCAAAUUGUUCCAAGCAGCUAUAAGGGGCGCUUUAGCGCGAAAAGUAGCAUAUGACCAAUACGAGGAAACUAGGGAAGCCGAGUCUGAAGUGCUAUUCCUUCAGGCCGCCUUUAGAGGAAUGAUGACGCGACGUGCUAUAUUACAAGACACCACGGACCUCAAAAUGCAGGCUGUCCAGAGCACUGAGCUCCUUCAAGCUGCAGUCCGGGGAAUGAUGCAGCGACGAGCCCUUCAGCAGGGUAUUUCGGAUCUUGAAAUGGAGGCUGGCCUAUAUAUCCAGGGCCUCCAAGCAUCAAUAAGGGGGAUGCUAAAACGACGAGCGCUUCAGCAGGAUGCGUUGGAUCUUAAAAAUGAUGCUGAGCAGAGCGUCCAGUUCCUUCAAGCAACAAUUCGGGGAAUGCUAGCGCGUUAUGCUCUUUCACAGGAUGGUUCGAGACUCCAAAGGGAAACUGGGGCGAUUAUCACGGUGCAAGCGGCCGCGAGGGGAUUCACCGCACGCAGAAGGAAAUUGGACCUGGAAAGAGCAUUGGAGAAUAUGGCAGACACAUGGAUUGCACUUCAAUCGGCUGCCCGUGGGUCUGCGCUGCGAAAAGAUUUGGAAGAACUCCGGGCGAAACUUCGGGACCAGACUCCAUCAAUUAUAGAGAUACAAGCUGCAGUCAGGGGUUCUGCCCUCCGAAAAAUAUUUUCCACAACAAUUUCCGAACUCAGAGAGUGUGAGGAGACCGUUACUUCAUUUCAGGCACUCGGCAGGGCCUUCCUUCUGCGCAGUCGGCUCGAUCAAGUUUGUAGGGAUCUUUUUGCAGAGACCUCUGUGAUUACGCAUCUUCAAGCGCUUUCAAGGGCCGCCAUUGUUCGUAUAGAUAUUGGUAAUCUCCUUAUUGAACUCGACGAGAACACCGACGAAAUCGUCCAGCUACAGGCCCUCUCCAGAGCCAUGCUGCUGCGGCUCGAUGUUGGCAAUGCACUAGCUGAUCUUGAGGCGGAAGAAGAGGUUAUUACCGACUUUCAGUCAUUUAUUAGAGGCUUUUUGGUGAGGAGGCGCUUCGCGGAGAAGCAAAGAUUUUAUCGUGAAAACAUGGAUAAGGUCAUCAAAGUUCAGAGCUUUGUCAGGGGAAAGAUCCAAGGAGAAGCAUAUAAAAGUUUAACGAGUGGGAAAAACCCUCCCGUUGGAACGAUCAAGGGAUUCGUCCAUCUUCUCAAUGACAGUGAUUUUGAUUUUGAUGAGGAAAUCGAAUUUGAGCGCCUUAGGAAGACGGUUGUGCAACAGGUUCGGCAAAAUGAGAUGGCAGAUCAGUAUAUUACUCAGCUGGACAUCAAAAUCGCCCUCCUGGUCAAGAACAAGAUUACACUGGAUGAGGUGGUAAGACAUCAGAAGCACUUUGGCGGGCACGUCGGCGCCGUUUUACCCAAUGCCGAUUUAUCAUCGAAAGAUCCCUUUGACCUUAAGGCGCUCAACAAGACGUCGAGAAAGAAACUCGAAUACUAUCAAGAGCUUUUCUUCAUUCUCCAGACCCAACCUCAAUAUUUGGCAAAACUAUUCCGAAGACUGAGAGAGCUCGCGACUCCUGAAAGAGAAAACGAGCGAAUCAAGCAUCUUAUCAUGGGGUUAUUUGGUUAUGCUCAGAAGAGACGUGAGGAGUACUACCUUUUGAAGCUGCUUGUGAUAUGCAUCAAAGAAGAAACCGAUAUAUGCACUUCUGUUCAAGAUUACCUCAGGUGCAGUUCUUUCUGGGCCAAACUUUUUGGCGCAUAUACCAAGUCGCCGCGAGACCGAAAAUAUAUGAAGGAUCUGUUAGGCCAAGUCGUCAAAGAAAACAUUAUCGAUAACCCUGAGUUGGACUUGGAAAGCGAUCCGAUCCAGAUCUACCGGUCUGCCAUCAAUAACGAAGAGCUUCGCACAGGACGCCGCAGCAGACGCCCACCGGACGUCCCUAGGGAGCAGGCAAUCAAGGAUCCCGAAACGAGAGCCACGUUUAUCAGAAAUCUGCAGGACCUUCGAGAUAUCGCUGAUCAGGUCUUUACUUCUCUGGAGGAGUUGCUCCAUCGGAUGCCGUUUGGUGUUCGAUUUGUUGCCAAAAAGAUGUAUGAAUGUCUCCUUGCAAAGUUCGAGGGUGAGGAUCAAGGCUACCUUUUGCAGAUUACGGGUCAAUGGGUUUGGAAAAAUUAUCUCCAACCUGCAAUGAUGGAGCCUGAAAAGUCUGGCAUUGUCAACCAUGCUCUUACCCAAGAGCAAAAGCGCAGUUUGGGCGAAAUCAGCAGGGUUAUGGCCCAGGUUGCGUCUGGUCGAUUGUUUGGUAAUGAUAACGUAUACCUUCAACCGUUGAACGCGUACAUUGGCGAAUCGAUCCAGCGACUUGGGUCCGUUUGGGGCAAUCUUAUCACCGUGCAAGAUGCCGAGGCGCAUUUUGAAAUUGACGAGUAUAAUGAUCUAUAUGCAAAGACAAAGCCUACUCUGUACAUCAAGAUGUCCGAUAUUUUUUCGAUUCAUCAACUUGUCGCCGCGGAGAUAUCAUAUAUCUGUGGUCAAGAUGACACCCUGCGAGAAAUUAUUCGCGACCUUGGUAGUGUGAAAAGCAAUGAAAGCGAGCUCAUGAGCGUCAGCUCAUCAGAGAUAAGCCUUACACUGACGCCCAAACUCCACAAUGUCGAAGACCCUGAUGCAGAAGUCAAAGCGCUCCUUAUGGAGACGAAACGAUGCAUUCUGUAUAUCAUUCGAGUGCAAUCUGGGGCGAACUUGAUGGAGAUUCUGGUGAAACCCCCAACCCUAGAGGAUGAAGAACGAUGGGAGACUCUCGUCCAGGAGGAAUUCUCCCACAACAGCCAGAAACGGGCAGCAUACUCUGAUGCCAACACGCUUGUGGAUAUUGGUUCCAUGAGCUACCCUGAACUGAAGAGAACAGCCCUAGAAAAUAUCGUUAGACUCGAGCAAGCGGGAAGAAUCACACGACAUAAUCACUAUCAAGAUCUCCUAAACGAAAUUGCUCUCGACAUUAGGACAAAGCAUCGCCGGAGAAUUCAGCGGCAGCGUGAGCUUGAAGGCGUUCGGCUGACGCUCGAAAGGUUAAACGACCAAGCCGUGUACCUUGAGCAGCAGCUAAAAACGUACAACGACUAUAUUGAACAAGCAAUGAUUACUCUCCAAAACAAGAAGGGCAAGAAGCGGUUUCUGAUGCCCUUCACAAAGCAGUGGGACCAUGAGCGCGAACUACAGCGGUCCGGGAGAGUAUUGAAGUUCGGGUCGUACAAAUAUUCAGCCCGCAAUCUGGCAGAUAGGGGGGUGCUUGUUCACUGGAAAGGGUACACGGAGCGCCAAUGGGAUCGGGUGGACCUUACAAUUUCAAGUAACGAAGUUGGUGUCUUCAUGAUUGACGGCAGCAGCGGGAAUAUGAUGAUUCCCGGUGCAAACGCCCAGGUUCCUCUUGACGAUUUGCUUCAGGCACAAUUCAACAACACGCAGUUUAUGGACUUUUUCGAAGGGCAGCUGCGGGUGAACGUUAACUUAUUUUUGCAUUUGAUCAUGAAGAAGUUCUAUAACGAAUGAAGCGACGGAUCAUUUAUGGGAUAUGACUAGUAGUACGGUGGGGCUCGGGUUGACUCUGGGAGUAUGUACCAAGAUACCCAUUACCGGUAUAUGGCUAUUUUCUUUUUAUCCUUUGCCCUUUUUCCUGUUUAUCAAUUAUUGCUCUAAGCAUCCUUUAGCUUCUAUCAAAAUUCUUGUUCGGAGAGGGUGGGGGGUUUUGGUUACAGUCUGCAUUAGCUUCCAUCCGGUGUAGCGAGGAGGCGGGACAGGGGCGAUCCAACCAAUACAUUCUUUUCAGUGUAUUCCAAUGCUGGCCUUUUCCAAUUGUGGUUUCAUUGCUUCUUUUAUGGUUAUGAUUUUUGCCUUUUUACUAUGUUGGUCCAUCCCCUGGACCUGUGUGGAUAUGCUGGCGGGCUCUUCGGGAUACAUAGCCGAAUCCCAAAGAC
Molecule: messenger RNA, 5669 nt
Organism: Coccidioides posadasii C735 delta SOWgp
Lineage: Eukaryota; Fungi; Ascomycota; Eurotiomycetes; Onygenales; Onygenaceae
Biological process (GO): regulation of GTPase activity; mitotic actomyosin contractile ring assembly actin filament organization
Cellular component (GO): cell cortex
Molecular function (GO): GTPase activator activity; actin filament binding; calmodulin binding
Source: RefSeq, a predicted model, not a curated record